Messenger RNA from Corylus avellana, 435 nucleotides. The record is from RefSeq and is a predicted model, not a curated record. NCBI's taxonomy places the organism in Eukaryota, Viridiplantae, Streptophyta, Magnoliopsida, Fagales, Betulaceae.
AUGCCUGGAAAAUUUGUUUCUUGGGUUCGAGAGUGUAUUACUUCUCCUCGGUUUUCAGUGGCUGUAAAUAGUACUUUGGUUGGUUAUUUUGAGGGGAAAAGAGGUUUUAGGCAAGGCGAUCUUUUAUCUCCUUAUUUGUUUGUUUUGUCUGUGGAAGUUUUGUCUAGUCUUUUGGCAGAUUGUAAGAAUGAGGGAUUUGGCUAUCAUGAUCGCUGCUCUAAGGUUGGUCUCACUUAUCUAUGUUUUGCAGAUGAUCUUCUCAUCUUCUCGGAGGCUAGUGUGCACUCUGUUAGUGCUAUUCAGAAAGUUCUUAGUGAGUUUGAGUUUCUCUCUGGUUUGAAGGCAAAUCCUGAUAAGAGUACUUGUUUUUGUGCUGUGCUUUCUCAUUUAGCUCAAUCUCAGAUUCUUUCUACCCUGAAGAUGGGUGAAGGUUAA